This is a messenger RNA of Leptopilina boulardi, 5293 nucleotides long. RefSeq names its product protein groucho-like. The coding region runs from base 974 to 3331 and encodes 785 amino acids. Gene Ontology annotation, molecular function: protein binding; transcription corepressor activity. The record is from RefSeq and is a predicted model, not a curated record. Gene Ontology annotation, cellular component: transcription regulator complex; nucleus. Gene Ontology annotation, biological process: negative regulation of canonical Wnt signaling pathway; regulation of DNA-templated transcription. NCBI's taxonomy places the organism in Eukaryota, Metazoa, Arthropoda, Insecta, Hymenoptera, Figitidae. The transcript has 12 exons.
CGCUUUCGAGUCAGUCGGUUCGAGACUACGGAAGAGAGAGGAUCGUUUGUCUUGUUCCUUAUAAUAAAAUAUUUUUCGUUUUAGAGAAUCAAGCUUUCUCAAAUUUCGAAUAAUAAUUAAAAAAAAACAAAAAGUGAAUAUUAAUUUAUUAUCAUUGGAUUAUUCAACAAACUCCAUCAGGAGAAAGGAUUAACGUUAUACAGUGUUUCUGUGGAUUUUACCGCAGAUAAAAAUAUCGCGCGUGACAAGAGUGUAGUGUGCGUGUUUGGAAAAAAAAAAAGUCGAUGUGUUUUUAUAUUUUAUAGAAAAAAUUCUAGUAUUAUAAUUAAUAAGACCGUGUAUAAGUGUUGGUCUUUUUUUUUUUGGUUUUUGUGGAGGAAAUAUAUUUUGUUUUUUUUUUUUUUUUUAUAAAAGAGUGUAUCUCUUUUUAGAAUCAUUGUUCGAGAAAGAAGAGCGUCUCUCGUUCUCUCACUCGCACCUUGUGCUUCCACGCUCCGUCGGUCUUUUUCCGAGUCGCCCUUGCGCUAAGGUCUCUUCCUACCUUAUCGACGGUCACCGCACGGUUCGUUGGCGUUGUUUCGUUUUUCUCUCAUUGCGUGACAAGAGCGGCAAAACCACACGAGAGAAAAUACACAGGAGAUACAAAUUUAAAAGAAGCAGCUAAUAUUAAAAAAUAGCGAUUGGAUGGCGUAUCAUAAUUUCAAGGGAAAUAUUACAAUUUCCUAUCAGAAAUUAUUGAUAAACAAACAUCUCUCUUAGCGCUGUGUUUCUUCGCGUGUGUGUGUGUGUGUUUUUUUUUUUUUGUUUCUGGUGAUUAGUGACCUAAUAGUGUUAGCGCGAUGAGGGUAUUUUUUGCAAAUCGCGUGGUGCACUGAUGCAACUUUGGAUAUAAAAAAAAAGAAAUAAAACGUGGCAAGGAAAGUUCAGAGAAAAUAAAGGACCGUAGUGUUUUCUGCGGACAUAAACAAGGAAAAUGUAUCCAAGCGCUGGAAUAAAUGCCGCCGCUGUGGCAGCGGCUGCAGCUGCUAGACAUCCGGUCCCUCCACAGCAUGGACAACCGUUUAAAUUUUCAGUAACUGAGUCCUGUGAUCAAAUAAAGCAAGAAUUCAAUUUUCUUCAAACCCAAUAUCACAAUUUAAAAUUGGAGCUUGAAAAGCUUGUUCAAGAAAAAACGGAUCUACAACGCCACUAUGUUAUGUAUUACGAGAUGGCGUACGGUCUCAAUGUGGAAAUGCACAAACACACUGAAAUUGCGAAGAGAUUGAACGCUAUCAUUGCACAGAUUUUGCCUUAUCUCUCGCAAGAGCAUCAACAACAAGUGGCCACUGCUGUAGAAAGAGCAAAACAAGUCACGGUGUCUGAACUCAAUGCCAUUAUCGGGCAACAAAGGCCGGAAGUGCCGAGAAUAUUCGCUCAACAGAUGCCACCAACAGCUGCAAUUGGUCCACAUCCAGGACUGGCAGGUCUUCCUGGCCUUGGUCCUGGAAUUCCAGUUCCAACUUCUGCCUCGGCAGCACUCCUUGGCCUAGGCAUUCCCGGUGGGGCAAAUCCCGGUGGAAAUUCCGCCCAUCCUUUAUCAAUAAUGCCAAAACCAGAUCUACAUCGAGGACAAAACGAGGACAUCAAGCCUAAUGGAGGUUUGAAUCCAGCAGAGGAGAGGCAUAGAAACUCAAUAUCGCCGGUAGAUCGUGAAAAGUACAGCAGACCAAGAAGUACACCAGAUUCCCAGCAUCAUGACCACAUUACGUUAAAAAAGAUGAAGAAAGAACAGGACAAGGACACUGGCCACCAAAGUGAUGGUGAAAAGAGUGAUCAAGACUUGGUUGUUGAUGACGCAAGCGAAGAACCAAACAGUCCUGCCGCUAAUGGAACAUCAUCGCCGAGGGAAAAUGGUCUCGAUAAACAUGGUCCCUCGAAUGUUCCCAUGAACAAUCAAGUUAAAAAAGAAGUUCCACCACCAUCGCCACGAAGUGGUACCAGCAGUAAUGCAAGUACACCAUCAGCAAAAAAAAUGGAGGAACGAGAAAAACCAUCGACACCAAUUUCAAAACCAGUCACACCAACAUCCGCAGAUAUGUUUUCAGGUGGAAGUAGUUCCGGUUCAGGUGGUAUGAAACCAUCGAGUUCGAGUAAACCAAUGGUGCCGGCAUCGCCAGUGGGUCCUUAUCCGUCGCAUUAUCCACCACAACAUCAUCCACCCACAGGACCGCAUGUAGAUAUGCUGGGUUAUCCGGCGGGAGCUCUCAAUGGAUUCCCGGCAAGGCCACCGCUUCAGCAACUCUAUGAUCCUCAUGGAGGAAUGAGAGCACCCCUCGGUCCACUUGGAGUGCCCGGUGGUAAACCAGCCUACAGCUUCCAUGUUUCAAGUGAAGGUCAAAUGCAACCCGUGCCUUUCCCACCUGAUGCGUUAAUCGGCGCCGGCAUUCCACGGCACGCUCGUCAGAUCAACACCUUGACCCAUGGCGAGGUUGUUUGUGCAGUGACAAUUUCAAAUCCAACAAAAUACGUUUACACUGGUGGUAAGGGAUGCGUGAAAGUCUGGGACAUUAGUCAAGGUGGAAGCAGUAGUGCAAAACCAGUAUCACAAUUGGAUUGUCUACAACGUGACAAUUAUAUUAGAUCGGUGAAACUUUUGCCCGAUGGCAGAACACUUAUUGUUGGUGGUGAGGCGAGUAAUCUUAGUAUUUGGGAUUUGGCGAGUCCCACGCCACGAAUAAAAGCCGAAUUAACAUCAUCAGCGCCAGCGUGUUAUGCCCUGGCAAUAUCGCCUGACUCAAAGGUAUGCUUCAGUUGUUGUAGCGAUGGUAACAUUGCCGUUUGGGAUCUUCAGAAUCAAACUCUUGUCAGACAAUUUCAAGGCCAUACGGACGGUGCAUCGUGCAUCGAUAUAUCGGCGUGUGGCUCAAAAUUGUGGACAGGCGGUUUAGAUAAUACUGUUAGAUCAUGGGAUCUUCGUGAGGGUAGACAAUUGCAGCAGCAUGAUUUUACCUCACAAAUAUUCUCACUUGGCUAUUGUCCAUCUGGUGAAUGGCUCGCGGUGGGAAUGGAAAAUUCAAAUGUUGAAGUACUUCACGCCACGAAACCUGACAAAUAUCAAUUACAUUUGCACGAGUCUUGUGUUUUGUCAUUGCGCUUUGCUUCCUGUGGCAAAUGGUUCGUGUCCACCGGAAAGGAUAAUCUACUUAACGCCUGGCGUACACCUUAUGGGGCUUCGAUAUUCCAGUCGAAAGAGUCAUCGUCAGUACUGAGCUGUGACAUCUCGACAGACGACAAAUACAUUGUGACUGGAUCUGGUGACAAGAAGGCAACAGUCUACGAAGUGAUAUACUAAUCUUGAGCGACUUGUUAAUAUCAUUAUUAUUUUGAAGUCUAAGCUUGUUAUAAGAUAUUUAUGGAAUUAGAAUGCGUCGUGUCAUAUACAAAAAAAAAAAAAAAAUUGAUUAUAAAUGACAAAAAAAAAAAAAAAAACGAUGAAAGAACGUGAAAUUUAAUUCUGUGACGAAAAUGAGAUUCCACAGUAUCUGUUUCUAUAUUUGAAAACUUAAUUUCAAAUUAAUUAAUUUUUUUUUUUUGCGAGACUUUCUCGUAUUUUUUUUUCCUUCUUUUUUUUUUACUGCAAGCUUCAAUUUAUUUUUUAUUCUGUCAGACGCUGACGGAAUCACAGGAUCAAACCCGAAUUACGGACUGAAUUCUCAAUUAAGAGAAUGAAUUUAGAAAAGCAGAGAAUUUAACAAUUGAAGUUAUAUUGAGAAAAAAAAUUUCUAUAUAUAAUAUAAAUAUAUAUAUGGACAAAAGUGUAAGUAGGUGUAUAAGUUUGUAUAGAAAAAAAAAAACCCUUAAAUAUAAGUAGAGAGCUGAAAGCGUUAGAGAGAAAAGUGAGAGAAAGAAAUUAUGUAUGAAUUUUCUUGUAACAUAGAAUUUUAUUAUCUUUUAUGUAUGACUGCAAUGCAACUAUAUAUUAUGACUCCGCGUCACAAUGAAAGGGAUAUUAUAUACAUAAUAUAAAUUUUAAUGUUCCCACGUAAACAAAAGAAAAAAAAAAAAAAAAAAAAAAUUGAAAAGGAAAAAAAUUCGAUUUUUGAAAAUGUGUAACAGAAAAUAUGAACGAAAAGUGUUCACACUGCUAAAUUAUUUGUAAAAGUAGAACGAUUAAUGCGGAAAAUUAGCAGCGAGUCAUUUUAAUGCGUUUUUACGCGAUUUCUUAUACUGUAUGCAGGUGAUGAUGCGUUCACACAAGAAAAAAAAAAAUGAAAUAAAGAGCGUUCGACGAUUUAUCAAUUAUAUAUAAAUAUAUAUGUAUUUUAUUUAUUAUUAUAUAUAUAUUUAUAUGUAUUUCGCUGACUGACGUCGUUUGUGGUAUAGUGCUCGAUUAAAAUUAUAAAGCGUAACGGUGCACUUACAGAGAGGCAAAAGCUCUUUGCGAGAUAUUUAACGAGAUAUUUUUGUGACUAUCGGUAAUAAUCUUGCGCUUACAUUGGUGGAUAAAGAAUCGAUUUUGUCGACUACCCCGAAUUUAUAUCGACUUUAUAGUGAUUUUAGUCCGCUGUGCUAAGUAAGGAGCUUGAUAGAAAAUCCACUCGUAAUUUCUCAGUAUAAGCUGGAGGGCCUCUUUCAUAGGGUAUUAGAUAACGUGUUAUUAUUCAAAGCCAGCUAUGAGAGAACAGAUACAGACAAGGAUAUUUAUAUUUUGUUACAGGAUACACACAAACAUACAAUGUCAUUGGCUGUGGUUAUUGCAAAUUCGAUUCUUUUUUUUUUUAUGGAAAAAUUAAGAACAUUGAAAAUUUUGAGCGAUAAAGAAAAAUAAUCGACUUUGAAUUUAUCACAGCUUCGAUAAUAGACCAAUAGAAACAACGAUACCUCAAAAAAAAAAAAAAAAAAAAACUUCAAUAGUUAGUUUAUCACUAACAAAUAAUAAACUGUACAAAGCAUUAUUCUUUUACAGUAAAAACAAAACAAAAAAAUUAUAUAAUUGGAUCAUUGUUUUGAUUUUACAUUAUAUAUAUAUAAUAUAAUAUUGCCUCUGCAUCAUUGGACUGUAUCUCCGAGCUCGCCUUUUACAUACCCUUUUAAUUUCGCAUGAGUCGAAGGAAAAAAAAAAAAAUAUAUGUUACGUUUUAAUUUUUAAAAAAAGAAAAAAAAAGUAUCAUUUCCAAGCGCAGUUCAUGUUGUUCCUAGCUAUACAAAAAAAAAAUUGUUUCUUUUGGCAAUUAAAUCAUCUAUACAUAUAUAUGUGUAUAUAUAUACAUAUAUAUAUUUACAAUUCAUAAUAAAAUCUUGAUAUUUAUUUCAA